This is a messenger RNA of Durio zibethinus, 2162 nucleotides long. RefSeq names its product putative protein phosphatase 2C 60. Lineage: Eukaryota; Viridiplantae; Streptophyta; Magnoliopsida; Malvales; Malvaceae. Gene Ontology annotation, molecular function: protein serine/threonine phosphatase activity; cation binding. Gene Ontology annotation, biological process: protein dephosphorylation. The record is from RefSeq and is a predicted model, not a curated record.
GAUUAUAAUUGAACUAUGUCAAAACAUUUCGUAAUUUCCAGUAAACCAAAUAUGUGGGAUCAGACAGGAAGAUUGAACAAAUAGUUUGAAGUUGAAAGCGGAGCCAACCCAAACUACCCAAGUCUAGGAGAGAGAAAUGGAAAACUUGAAAAUGGCCCCGAGAGUCCACCAAUAGUCGGAAGCAUAACACCCUUGAUUUCAAAAGAAUUGAUCUUGAUUGAAAAGAAUCUAAUUUAUUGUCUCCCUCUCUUAUCUCGUGUUCUUUGUUUUUCUUUUCUCUCUUUGUCUGUCCUUUUCUUGAAUGUUUCUGCUUCUGUCACCCUAAAUAUCUUGUUUUCCAUUUCAGAUUCUGAGAAAAUUCUCCUGGGUUUUUGUUAGUUUUUAGAAAGGACUCCAUUUUUUAUACUUUCAAGACAUUUCCGGUUUCUACCACUCGCCCCUGUAUCUUGUUCCUUUAUAGAUAAUUUUUAGCUGGGCAUGUAAGGACACUUAAAACUCUAUAAUAAACACAUAGAUGGGUGUCUAUCUCAGCACCCCCAAAACGGAGAAAUUCUCAGAAGAUGGCGAGAAUGAUAGGGUUAGGUAUGGUGUAUCAUCCAUGCAGGGAUGGCGUGCAACUAUGGAAGAUGCUCAUGCUGCGUAUCCUGAUCUGGAUGCUUCUACUUCAUUCUUUGGUGUUUAUGAUGGUCACGGAGGCAAGGUAGUUGCAAAGUUCUGUGCCAAAUAUCUGCACCAGCAGGUUCUCAAGCAUGAAGCAUAUGCAGCUGGGGACAUAGGGACAUCGGUUCAGAGAGCAUUUUUCAGAAUGGAUGAGAUGAUGCGUGGACAAAGAGGAUGGAGGGAAUUAGCCAUUUUGGGGGAUAAACUAAACAAGUUUACCGGCAUGAUAGAAGGAUUAAUAUGGUCUCCUAGGAGUGGUGAUGGGAAUGACCAUGUCGAUGAUUGGGCCUUUGAGGAGGGUCCUCAUUCUGACUUUUCUGGACCAACUUCUGGGAGCACAGCCUGUGUUGCAAUUGUGAAAAACAACCAACUUGUUGUAGCAAAUGCUGGUGAUUCUCGUUGCGUGAUAUCUAGAAAUUGUCAGGCAUACAAUCUCUCUAGAGAUCACAAACCUGAUCUUGGGGCAGAGAAAGCAAGGAUUUUAAAAGCUGGUGGUUUUAUACACGCAGGACGUGUCAAUGGCAGUUUGAAUCUUGCAAGAGCUAUUGGUGACAUGGAAUUCAAGCAGAAUAAAUUUUUGCCUGCUGAAAAGCAAAUUGUAACUGCUAAUCCAGAUAUAAACACCGUUGAGCUCUGUGAUGAUGAUGACUUUAUUGUGCUGGCAUGUGAUGGAAUCUGGGAUUGCAUAUCAAGUCAGAAGCUAGUAGAUUUUAUUCAUGAACAACUAAAUUCAGAAAUCAAACUUUCUGCUGUUUGUGAGAGAGUACUUGACAAGUGCUUAGCACCAUCGACAGCCACUGGUGAGGGCUGCGACAAUAUGACCAUGAUCUUGGUGCAGUUCAAGAAACCAAUCAAGUCAGCCUCAACUGCAGAUCAAUCCUCCCAUAACAAAUCAGUUGACACUGAAUCAAAGCCAGAGGGAAGUCGAGAAAAGUAGCUGCAUCUGUUGGUGGAGGUAUCAGAUCCUGUGGUUGAAGAAGAUACGAGGACCCUUCAUUUUCUCAAACAUUGGGAUAUGCAUUUGUACACGGCUUAGGGCAGGAAAGAGUUGACAUGUUAAGAAAAAAAUAUGCUUUUUUUUUUAAUUUUUUUAUCAUUAAUGGGAGUGUUUUUCGGUCUGACGAUACCACAAUAUGACAAUUUAAGUAAUAACAUGUACGGUUGGUGACAAUAAAAUGUUUUUGGGUUAACGGGUCCGUGGAAUUUCACACUUGUUUGUUUGUUUCUUCCUUUCCAAGAAUUUUAGUUUCGUCUCCUUCCAAAUGUUCUGAAUUCAGAUGAGAAAUUGUUUGCAAUUACAGUUGGUUGUAGUGCUGCUUGCUUCUCAUAAUGAUAAACUCAUCCGUGAAAGCCUAUCUUACUUUGUUUGGGCAUUUUCUCCCCUUCAUUUCAGGUUCAGCAGCAGGAGCACAGGAAUUUGAAAACCUUGUCUGACCAAAGAUCAGCCACUCCUUAAGUCAUCAUUCUAGAAUACACGUUUGUAAUGCAAAACGUACUUCUCA